Amphimedon queenslandica is the source of this 795-nucleotide messenger RNA. RefSeq names its product MORN repeat-containing protein 3-like. Lineage: Eukaryota; Metazoa; Porifera; Demospongiae; Haplosclerida; Niphatidae. The coding region runs from base 23 to 745 and encodes 240 amino acids. The record is from RefSeq and is a predicted model, not a curated record. The transcript has 5 exons.
UUCACUGCACAGGAGAAGCACCAUGCCUUUGAAAAAGGUUGGCAAGAAGAGGGAGCCAUUAUGGAAGGAAUGGGACAGACAAGCACAGAAAGAAGGCUCUAGAAAGACGUUUUAUGCUGUAGGAGGCGAUGAAUACACAGGAGAUUGGCACGACAAUAAAAAGCACGGCAAAGGUGUUCAGAUCUGGAAGCGUUCUGGUUUAAGAUAUGAAGGAGAUUGGGCCAACGGGAACCGUCAUGGCUAUGGCAUGCUUAGCCUGAUAGUGAGAGACAAAGACGGAGAAGAUCUAGUCAAGCAAUAUGCAGGAGGUUGGAAGAAUGACCUGAGACAUGGAUAUGGUACACAGUUUUAUUCUUUGCCUGGAGAGUACUACGAGGGAGAGUGGUAUGCCAACCAGAGAAGUGGGUGGGGCAGAAUGUAUUUUUCAAAUGGAUCUGUGUAUGAGGGGGAAUGGUUCGAGGACAAAAGAAACGGCAAAGGAUUAUUAAAAUUAGCUAAUGGGAACCGCUAUGAAGGAUUGUGGAAGGACGACAUGAAACAUGGAGAUGGAAAAUACCUAUAUUUAGAUAAAGGGCAGAUAUACACUGGAGUCUGGUACAAUGACAUUGCAAAGUGUGGUUCAAUGGUUGACUACCAUUAUGAGACUAAUAAUGCACCGAACAAACCUGAUUUCCCCAUUCCAGAGUGCAAGCUAAAAGAUAUCAGAACAGUUCUACAAGAAACUGCAACAGAUUUAGAACAUUGAAAAUCCAAAAAAAUAUUAUUUUAACAAGCCACGCCUAAAAUAUUCAGCCA